Molecule: messenger RNA, 1559 nt
Organism: Hippopotamus amphibius kiboko
Lineage: Eukaryota; Metazoa; Chordata; Mammalia; Artiodactyla; Hippopotamidae
Gene: MRPL10
Product: mitochondrial ribosomal protein L10
Exons: 5
Coding region: 56-844 (262 amino acids)
Biological process (GO): translation
Cellular component (GO): mitochondrial large ribosomal subunit
Molecular function (GO): structural constituent of ribosome
Source: RefSeq, a predicted model, not a curated record
CCACAAUCCAUAGCUCUUCCGUCUCGCUCUGGUCUCGGCCGUUCUUCCGGUAGCGAUGGCCGCGGCCGUGGCUGGGGUGCUGCGAGGGGGUCUCCUGCCCCAGGCGGGCCGGCUGCCCACCUGCCAGAUUGUCCGCUAUGGCUCCAAGGCCGUUACCCGCCACCGUCGUGUGAUGCACUUUGAGCGGCAGAAGCUGAUGGCUGUGACUGAGUAUAUCCCCCCUAAACCAACUAUUGACCCAAGAUGCCUGCCGCCCCCUCCCAGCCCCCCCCAGGAGGAGACAGGCCUCGUCCGGCUCCUCCGUCGGGAGAUAGCAGCGGUUUUCCGAGACAACAGAAUGAUAGCUGUCUGCCAGAAUGUGGCUCUGAGUGCGGAGGACAAGCUUCUCAUGCGGCACCGGUUGCGGAAGCACAAGAUCUUGGUGAAGGUCUUCCCCAACCAGAUCCUAAAGCCCUUCCUGGAAGAUUCCAAGUACCAAAGUUUGCUGCCCCUUUUUGUGGGGCACAACCUGCUCCUGGUCAGUGAAGAGCCCAAGGUCAAGGAGAUGGUGCGAAUCUUGAAGAGUGUGCCUUUCCUGCCGCUGCUGGGUGGCUGCAUCGAUGACACCAUCCUCAGCAGGCAAGGCUUCAUCAACUACUCCAAGCUCCCCAGCCUGGCCCUGGUGCAGGGGGAGCUGGUAGGAGGGCUGACCCUCCUCACUGCCCACACCCACUCCCUGCUUCAGCACCAGCCCCUCCAGCUGACUGCCCUGCUGGAUCAGUACAUCAGGCAGCAACACGAGGGGGACCCCGUCGUGCCAGCCAGUGGACAGCCGGAUCUUCCUGGUCCUGUCCCGGACUCAUAGCCAGCCUCUUACACCCAGCCUGCCCAUAGACGCACUGCCCCUGUUGGCUGUUGGAGAUGUGGGGAACUUGGGGUGGCGAGGGGCGUUUGUUACCUGGCUUUCACUGACAACGAUCUGUUCCAGUACAUGGCCACCCAGAGAUGCAGAGGGAUUCCAUUUCAGAACGGAGGCUGGUAAUCACCGUCUUUGUCCCUGGUUUUUCCAACUUAGGACCUGAUAGAUGCGGUCUCUUUCUGCUCUCCAGGUCCAAGACGGAGAAGCCCUUGGCUUCUGUGUUCACUGUCCCUUGCUGCACGUGCCUUCCAGCCUAUCCCCUCGUGGCUCCAACGCGCCAGAAUAGCUCAACUGAGUAAUUAAUUGUGCUGAGAAUGGCAUCUGUUGAGAGCCUGCUGUGCCAGGCUCCCUGCUAACCACUUUACAUGUACUAGUUCCCGUAUUUCUUACACAGUAUCCCUGUUUCACAGAGAGGAAGACUAAGGGGAAGAGCAGUUAAAUAGCCCGCCAAGGUCUUGCUUUUCGUGAGAGGCAGCACAGGGACUAAACCAGGCUCUUUCUGCUCUGAAGGCGCUACCCUGAUUUUCUACACUAGAGCUUUCUUAUUAAGGUCCCAAGUGUGCUUGGGUGUUAAUUUUCUGCCCUCGGGGUGUGCCAUGUCAUGGAACGUUUGGGAGCACUGCUUCACGAUAAAGUGAAAUGCAUUUUACUUACUGUGUUU